Molecule: messenger RNA, 1269 nt
Organism: Mytilinidion resinicola
Lineage: Eukaryota; Fungi; Ascomycota; Dothideomycetes; Mytilinidiales; Mytilinidiaceae
Exons: 4
Coding region: 1-1269 (422 amino acids)
Biological process (GO): GPI anchor biosynthetic process
Cellular component (GO): glycosylphosphatidylinositol-mannosyltransferase I complex; membrane
Molecular function (GO): alpha-1,4-mannosyltransferase activity; GPI mannosyltransferase activity
Source: RefSeq, a predicted model, not a curated record
AUGGUCCAAUUCUUUUCUAGCGUGGGUACCGUGUUUUCUGCUGCCAUUGCAUUGCGGGUGGUACUCCUGAUUUAUGGAUCUUUUCAAGAUGCCUUCUCUCCGAUGAAGUACACCGAUAUCGAUUAUUUUGUCUUCACCGACGCCGCUCGUUUCAUCUCUCGCGGCCGGUCCCCAUAUGCCAGAGAUACCUACCGUUACACGCCACUUCUAGCUUGGUUCAUCUACCCGACGACAUGGCAAGGCUCCUGGUUCUUAUUCGGAAAGAUUCUCUUCGCUCUUGGGGACAUUGCCGCGGGAUGGCUGAUUCUACUUAUUCUUCGGUCUUCCGGAAAAAUGCCGUUGGAUAGAGCCCUUAAAUUCGCUAGCAUCUGGCUUCUGAAUCCCAUGGUGGCUCAAAUCAGCACGAGAGGUAGUUCUGAGGGUUUGCUAGGGGUCAUCGUCUCAGCCCUACUAUGGUCGGUGCUUGCUGGCCGUAUGGGGCUUGCUGGCUGUCUUCUUGGAUUCGCCGUACAUUUCAAGAUCUAUCCUUUUAUCUAUGCCACUUCUAUCAUCUGGUGGCUGGACGAUGAACACUGUCCGCCAAAAUCCGACAAAAACUUCAGACGGCCCAAGACCAUAUAUGAACAGGUCGUAAGCUUUACAAACCCAUCCCGAGUCACAAUAGCUGUCUUCAGCUUGUUGACUUUUACCAUCUUGAACGGUGCCAUGUAUUAUGCCUAUGGAUGGCCUUUCCUCCAGCACAGCUACUUCCACCACUUGACGCGAAUUGACCAUCGCCACAAUUUCUCGCCAUACAACACUCUACUCUACUUGAACUCUUCCCCAACCGGAAACGCAUCUAUCAAAUUAGAGUCUUGGGCUUUUGUGCCUCAGUUGUUUUUGAGCACCGUCGCAAUCCCAUUGGCGCUUGCAAAGAAAGAUCUUCCGUCAACCAUGCUGGCCCAGACUUUCGCCUUCGUAACUUUCAACAAAGUCUGCACUAGCCAGUACUUCCUCUGGUACAUAAUGUUCCUCCCAUUCUAUCUUCCCACGUCAACGCUAUUGCAAAAGCCGGCCACUGGGAUUGUUGCUGGCGUUCUUUGGGUGUUCUGGCUACACCAAGGCUACCGCCUCGAAUUUCUAGGAAUAUCGUCAUUUGUCCCCGGGCUAUGGGCAUCCAGUGUCUUUUUCUUUCUGGUGAACAUCUGGAUCCUCGGGAUCAUCAUCACGGACCUAGGACGCACCAGCAAGUCCCAAACGAAACUAGCAGGGAAUAAGAAGAAUAUAUAA